UGAAUGACAUCGUCGUCACAACAAAAAUCCAAGGAAAAUUUGUCUGCUUGCGUUGUGAUAUUAUUUUUCCUAAAUAUUACAGGAGGCGAGUUGGAUCAACCCUGGUCCUAGCCUGUCCAUAAAUAAAUGGACAAAUACAAUAAAAAAAAAAAAAAAAAAAUAUUACAGGAAAUUCUUGUUUUUAUUCCAAACAUUAGAUCUUUGGUUCGAUUGGACGUGUAGCGUUAUCGAUGUGAUACCAAAAGUUCGUGUAAUAAGUGUGUUAAUUCCGUAAAAAAUAUCUCGAUGGAUGGGUGUAGUUUUUGCACCAACCGGUGUGUUGGUCCGUUUCGACACAUUUUGACCAUCUGUGAGGAAUACCGGGCGGAUUUGGAGCCGGUCUUGCAGGAACUGAAUGCCACUGCGACACUCCUACCCAUUGCGGAAGGUUAUCAGACGUGCGACCAAUGUCGGCGAAGGAUAAUUUCUUCGCAUGGCAUUCCGGAAAGCUACUUCCAGAUUAUGCCCAGCUCGGAGGUGGUCAGUGUCAAGGUAGAACCGGACGUCGAUUUCGACCGGUUGCGACAAGGGGACGAGGAAGAGGACGAGGAGUUUCUUCCGCUUGAACCGGAAACGGAACUGCGGAUUGAUGAAGAGGAUCAGGGAGAUUUUUUGUUUAGCGGUUUGGACGAUCGGUUAACCGUGGAAAAUCAUAAGGAGAGUUUGCCACAGGAACCGGCGGUAAAAACCAGACGAAAAAAAUUGAAGCUGGAUCAGUCAGCGUCGUUUGGAGUUGUGAUUAAGAAGAAUCGAGUCUUUCCCAUCCGGCACCGGUGUCCAUUCUGCAACAAAGGCUUUGCGGAUAAGUAUCUGAUGACGACACAUAUCCGAUGGCACACUGGUGAGAAACCGUUCAAAUGCGAGCACUGCGAUAAAAGCUUCUGUGAGAAUUCAAAACUAAAACUACACAUGAGAACUCAUACAGGCGAACGCCCGUACGUAUGUCCUCACUGCGGCAAAGGUUUCACCCAGUCCGUGACGCUCAAGAUCCACAUCCGGAUUCACACCCGUGAGACUCCCUACGUGUGCGAAAUCUGCAACCGUGGAUUUACCCAAUCCUACAACCUAACCGUGCACUUGCGCAACCAGCACAACGAGGUCACGAUCUACCGCGGCCGGGAAGUGGGAAUCCUACCGGAGUACCGAUGCGAACAGUGCGGCAAAAUCUACCGGUCGCCAAAGAGUUUCCAGCUGCACGUUAAAAUGCACGGGUCAGGAAAGCUGUUCGAUUGCAAGAAAUGUGGGAAACAGUACACCUACGUGCACAAGUGCAAGCUGGAUGGCGGUGCGGACAAAUCUAAGGUCUAUCCGUGCCAGGUCUGUGGGCUGGAGUUCAAACACCACCAGAGUGUCAUCUAUCACAUGAGCAGUAAGCAUAACCGAUUCGGGUACGAGGAGGGCUGGGUUGGGAAGGGCCAGGAGGAAAAGGAAGAUUCGAAGGAGGGCAUCGUGGACUUAAGGCAAUUUGUAGAGUCAUCGCUGAUUUCGUGAUUUGGGAAGCGUUGGUAAUCUCGUAUGAUCAGAAACGAAGUAAAGAAAAAUGUGUAGUGCGA
Molecule: messenger RNA, 1592 nt
Organism: Aedes albopictus (Asian tiger mosquito)
Lineage: Eukaryota; Metazoa; Arthropoda; Insecta; Diptera; Culicidae
Product: zinc finger protein 32-like
Exons: 4
Coding region: 286-1530 (414 amino acids)
Biological process (GO): regulation of transcription by RNA polymerase II
Cellular component (GO): nucleus
Molecular function (GO): DNA-binding transcription factor activity, RNA polymerase II-specific
Source: RefSeq, a predicted model, not a curated record